Messenger RNA from Delphinapterus leucas (beluga whale), 2771 nucleotides. It is a transcript of the gene C5H4orf46, whose product is annotated as chromosome 5 C4orf46 homolog. Lineage: Eukaryota; Metazoa; Chordata; Mammalia; Artiodactyla; Monodontidae. The record is from RefSeq and is a predicted model, not a curated record.
CCCGCGACUGCAGGCGGCGCGGCCUCUCACCGGGGCGCGCGGAGGCCGCCGGAGCUCUGGGGGGCCGAGACCACCAAUCCCAGGGUGCUUCGCGCGCGCAGUGCCAAGAAGGUGGGGCGGAGCGGCGCGCACGGCACCCUGGGAGGUGGUGUCUUCCGCUCCGGGGGCGCAGAGCUGCCCGAGGCGCACUCACUGGCACCUGAUUGGCUGUGCCGAGAAAGUGACAGGGCUUCGCGGCCCAGGGCCGAGAGCGGCGAGGAGGCGGGCCAGCUGGGAUUUAGGCGCGAGCGGUUGAAAGUCGGUUGGUAUCAUCGGUUCGGCCACCGAGGUGCCGUCCCACCCCCAGCCCUCUCCAUGGCGGACCCGGAGGAGCUGCGGCUUUCCCCGCAGCCGCUACGGCUUUCCCCGCAGCCGCCGCCCUCCUCUGCCUCGUCUUCAGACGCGUCUUCAGCAUCUUCCCCCGGCACCCCGGGGGGUUUGGGCCGGACGGUUCCGAACAGGAACAGCGGCCGGCCGGUGGACCCGCUGGAGGAGGUGGAGCUGCAGAUCGGAGACGCAGCAUUUUCAUUAACCAAACUUCUUGAAGCUGCAUCUGCUGUAUCAGCUCAAGUGGAAGAGCUUGCCUUCAAAUGUACAGAAAAUGCACGUUUCCUUAGAACGUGGCGGGACCUCUUGAAAGAAGGCUAUGAUUCCUUGAAGCCUGACAACUGAUUUGACUGUAAUAAUCCAUACCACCUCAUUUAUGAUGUGUGCACAUGUACCGUGUGGAUAGGAUAAUCACCAGCAGUUCUGUAUACAGAAGAUGAAAUUUUUCUUGGUUUUCUUCAUUUUGUGAAAACAGAAUAUGAUGUUAUUUUUGAUGCUGGCCCGUUUAUCUUUAAGCAUUUUCUGUUCUCUAAACUUUCAAAGAUUCUUCUAUGGAAGUUAAUUUAAUCAGUAGAUAAUAUUAAUAAUGCCACAGUGCUACCAGUAGCAGGUGGACCAUUAUUCUCUUCAGUUUGCAAGAAGAUACCAAAAAUGGCAGAGUUUGAAGUCGAGCUUUAUUAUAUGGACCAAUGUUAGAUUCAGCUCCAUUAGGCUAAGUUCCCUAGAACCAGUGAUUGUGUCUUAUUACUUAUAUAUGUCCAGCAGCUAGAAGUCUGUUACACAACAAUCACUAAAUGUUUGAUGAAUAAGAGUUGACAACGUAAUUAAAAUCUGUUUUUUCUUCCUGUUUUUAGCAUAAAGAUUAUAAUUGGUUUUCGAAAAGGUAUUUGAGUCAGAACCUCAUUGACCUGAAGGAAAAUGUUAUCUUUUUUUUUAAAACAGGAUUUUGAACUUUAACUGUUGACAGCUUUUUAAAAUAUAUGAUAAAUAUUUUUCACCCUUCUAUGAUGCUUUCCAAAAAAGCUUUUACUGAAACCCGUCUUGAAAGAAUGCCUACUUUUUCCCUAAGGUUAACUGCUUUUAUGGAUAUUUCUCAUAUUUGAUGUUGUUAUAUGUUUGCUCUCUUUAAAGUGCCUUAUCAAAAUUGUGGCUCUGUAUUAUUUUGGAGCUUGGCAAGUAAUAAUUCUAAAUUCUAAAUAUAAUAAUUCUAAACAAGUUACUUUUUAAAAAUGCAUCAAAUUUAAAUGGUGUAAUUAUUUUCCUAUUAUUCGAUCUUCAUGACAGUGUUCUAUUUCACUUGUCCCGUAUCUUACGUUGCGCUCCCUCUCUCUCUCUUUCUCUUUUUUGAUGGGUUUGUGUCGUAUAUGUCAGUGACUGAACCAACUAAUUCUCUUGCUGUGUAACUUCUGGAUGCCUCCGAUACAGUAUCUUACUUCUUUGUAGGUAAGGAGGUAUGUACAGAACUAUAUUCCCAAGCCCCACAAUGGGCCUGUGAAAGGGGACACAUGGAUGGGCAAAGGAUAGUUUUGUUUAGCAUAUUAGGUCAUGGUUCGUGAUUAAUUUUUUUAAGUUAAGGAUAACACAUAUGGUGUGUUCCUAUACCAAAGAGAUGCUUGUUUUGAUAUUAGAAAACUGUUUUUCUUAUGUGUCAUGAAAAUUGCAAUUUUUAAAAUGUACAAAAAUAAACUUUUGUUCAAACCAAAUGUUAUUUCCAUUUCUUUGGGUUCAUUAUUUUAAAACUUUUUACUGAAAUAUUUCAAACCUAACAGGAAAGGUGAAUGAUUUGAAGAACACCCAUGUAUUCUCACUGUGUGGAUUUACUGAAUUAGCAUUUGGUAUGUUUUCUUCAGAUCUAUGCAUGUAUGUAAAUGUUAGAUGCAUUUGAAGCUUGUUUUGUUACCUCUUUGAUCCCAUCCCCUUCUUCUCUCCCCAGAGAUAACCACUGUCCUAGAGGUGGUGCAUAUUCUAGUUUGCGUUCUUGUAUUUUUAAUACGUAUACACGUUUUCAUAACACUGCAAAGUACUGUCCUGAAACUAAUACUGUAAAUCAACUAUACUUCAGUUUAAAAAAAAAACUACUAUUUUGUGUAUGUAGUAACCAGCCUCCAGAGGGCCCCAGUGGUCUUCUCUCGCCUGAAACCCAUGGCCCUGUAGAGUCUCCCACGUUGAAUAGUGCUGACUUGUGUAAGUACCAGCCUAUUGAGGAAAUGCAGUGUGAUUUCCCAGACCAUACCUUUUGUCCAUUUUUCUGUUAUGUUUUGUGUUUCCCUUAUGGAUUUGUAGGUAUUACAUAUUUUGAAUACUAACUAAUGAUCCAUUAUGUAUGUUUCAACCAUCUUUUGUAGUCUGUGGUUUAUUUUUAUAUUUGAUUAUAGAGUCUCCUUGAAUAAACGUUUUUCAUUUUA